Messenger RNA from Cyclocybe aegerita, 1377 nucleotides. The record is from the annotation of a GenBank genome assembly. Lineage: Eukaryota; Fungi; Basidiomycota; Agaricomycetes; Agaricales; Hemipholiotaceae.
AUGGCAGGCUUCGCGAAACUGGAUGAAUUGUCUGUCGGGUUCCGAACUCUCCACCUCUCCGCGCCUCAGAAAAUGCCUCAGAAAACGUCUGCGCUCGACGUCGUGAACCUCCAUGACGUCGAUUCGAACCCACCCAUCUCCAAAAUCCCCGUCGAGAUCCUCUGGGAAGUAUUUACCAAGUUCGUUGACGACCCAACGAUCUCGCGGAUCGAAAACCCCACCAGGCCCCUGGUUUCUCGCCACUCGAGCGCAGAUCCGACGAUACUCGGUCAAGUGUGCUCACAUUGGAGGAGCGUCGCGCUCAAUCUUCCAACCCUCUGGUCCACCAUUUUCAUUCGCAACCCUGCCAAGUCCCAACUCUACCGCACCCACCUCUGGCUCGAACGAUCAGCCGACCAGCCGUUGAAUCUCACUCUAGAAGAUGGGAUCGAUGACAGAGACCUCAACACGACUGGAACAUCGUCCGCGCCUUCUACUCGCGCGCGGACAAGUGGAGAAGAAUUGAUUUCUGCUUACCUCCCGACCUCGACGUCGCACCCUUUCUCCAACGACUUUCGCCAACACGAGUUCUUCCAUCCAUUGUGGCAAUUCCCGUACCACGACGAGAUAUGGGCAUUCUUCAACUCUUCCCCAAAGCUUCAGAACGUAUCCUACUUCGCUGACCGCCCCGAUAUCCUACCUCAAAAUACGCCUUAUGGCCAGCUUACCUCAGUCGAAAUCCUCUUCUUCCUAUCCCCAGAGGACCUUCUCAGUCUUAUGUCCCUACUUCCGAACCUCUGCAAUCUUCGUGCUGACGUUGUACCCUCGCGACCAGCAAUUCCGCAUUCAAUCCCUCCCGCGGCGUCAUUCCCGGUUACUCUCAAAGACCUCCGCACUUUGCAACUUUCUGUGGGCCUUUCGUUGACGAAACUCUUCUCCCAACUAGUUCUUCCGUCGUUGGAGGAAUUGCUCCUGUCCUUCCACUUCCUCGAUGGGGAGACCGAGCCCCGUUACCCUGCAAUACAGAAUCUGUUGCAACGCUCCGAAUGUCGCUUGCGGAAACUCAAGAUCGUCGACCGCAAAAUGACAGAAGCUGACUCAAAUGUGUAUUUUGAAGCAGGAGAGUUACAGGGUCUCUCUUUUCUUGAACUUGGAGCGAACCUCUCGACGAAGUCGACUGACUUGCUCUUGGAGAAGAUGCCAGCACGUCCGCAUACAUUCCUUCCCAACCUCCACCAAUUGCACUUGAGUGGAAUCAGCAACACGCCUGAUGGGAAGUUAUCAGAAAUGAUUUCUUCCCGCUUGCCGUUGUUGAGACGAUUUACGAUCCUGACUACAGAUGGAGAAUACGGUCCUCUUGACGAGGCCUUCUUUGCUGAAUUUUGGGACCACAAAUAG